Molecule: messenger RNA, 1506 nt
Organism: Sciurus carolinensis (gray squirrel)
Lineage: Eukaryota; Metazoa; Chordata; Mammalia; Rodentia; Sciuridae
Gene: Snrpa1
Product: small nuclear ribonucleoprotein polypeptide A'
Exons: 9
Coding region: 532-1299 (255 amino acids)
Biological process (GO): mRNA splicing, via spliceosome
Cellular component (GO): U2 snRNP
Molecular function (GO): protein binding; U2 snRNA binding
Source: RefSeq, a predicted model, not a curated record
CGGUGGGCGGUCCCAGCGGCCUGCCCGAAACGUGUGACCCGGCCUCGGUCCUCACGUUGCAGCCAGAGGUCCACAACCCAAGCCCAGGACAGGAAUCUGAAGUCCUGGACCAUUCGCUAACUCCUACCGGUCCUCGCCCCUCCGGCAUGCAGAAAAGACAGUCAGCUUUCCCUCCCACCUCAAGCUGCACUGAAAAAUCCACUUGGGUGUUUCCACUUUUUGCUUAACUUUUAGACGCAAAUGCUAGACAUCAGGAGCCCUUCAGACUCCAGAUACGUCCCAGCAAAGAACCCAGAAGCAGAGACGUUCUCAAACCCCGCGCCAAGACCUUAAUUAAGCAAGAAGCCUAGCCGCGGGGAGACGAGGCAGGGAUGUGGCUCUUUCGAUUGCUUCAGCCUGGAGGUCGAGCUGCGCGCACACGAGGCGGCUGCGACUGGUGCUGCCUGGCGGCGGGCGCGGUGCACGCUGGGACGUCUCGCUGGCGGGCGGCUGCGGGCGGGCGGCAGCGGAAAGGAAACGGGAGACAGCAGGAUGGUGAAGCUAACGGCGGAGCUGAUCGAACAGGCGGCGCAGUACACCAAUGCCGUACGGGACCGCGAGCUGGACCUCCGGGGAUAUAAAAUUCCAGUCAUUGAAAAUCUAGGUGCUACCUUAGACCAGUUUGAUGCUAUUGAUUUUUCUGACAAUGAGAUCAGGAAGUUGGAUGGUUUUCCUUUGCUAAGAAGACUGAAGACAUUAUUAGUCAACAACAACAGAAUAUGCCGUAUAGGUGAAGGACUUGAUCAGGCUCUGCCCUGUCUGACAGAACUCAUUCUCACCAACAAUAGUCUUGUGGAACUGGGUGAUCUGGACCCUUUGGCAUCUCUUAAAUCACUGACUUAUCUAAGCAUUCUAAGAAAUCCGGUAACAAAUAAGAAGCAUUAUAGACUAUAUGUGAUUUAUAAAGUUCCACAAGUCAGAGUGCUGGAUUUUCAAAAAGUAAAACUAAAAGAGCGUCAGGAAGCAGAGAAAAUGUUCAAGGGCAAACGGGGUGCACAGCUUGCAAAGGAUAUUGCCAGGAGAAGCAAAACUUUUAAUCCAGGUGCUGGUUUGCCAACUGACAAAAAGAAAGGUGGGCCGUCUCCAGGGGAUGUAGAAGCAAUCAAGAAUGCCAUAGCAAAUGCAUCAACUCUGGCUGAAGUGGAGAGGCUAAAGGGGUUGCUGCAGUCUGGUCAGAUACCUGGAAGAGAACGCAGAUCAGGGCCCACCGAUGAUGGCGAAGAAGAGAUGGAAGAAGACACAGUCACAAAUGGGUCCUGAGCAAGGUGGUGGAUAUCUACUAAUAGGCUCCCUUGGGACAAAUCUUACUUUUUGAACAUGGAAUAACAGCCUUAUUUGUGUCAGCAAAGUAGAAUCUCAUCAUCUUGAAAUGUUUUAAAUUGCUGCUGAUAAUUUUAUAAUAUAAAUUUUGAAGUCUAAAUGUCAGUUUUCUACAAAUGGUAAAAAAUAAAGGCCACUCACUGUGCU